Messenger RNA from Erigeron canadensis, 1177 nucleotides. Its product is annotated as protein CHAPERONE-LIKE PROTEIN OF POR1, chloroplastic. Gene Ontology annotation, cellular component: chloroplast membrane. The coding region runs from base 142 to 984 and encodes 280 amino acids. The transcript has 5 exons. Lineage: Eukaryota; Viridiplantae; Streptophyta; Magnoliopsida; Asterales; Asteraceae. The record is from RefSeq and is a predicted model, not a curated record.
UGUUUUGAACUCCAAAAUCAUCUUCUGAAAACUUCCAUGAAAUUAAUUACUACAUAUUUUAUCUUCAUUUCAUUCUUUAAUUAAUUAAUAUAUACUGAAGCUAUCAAAACAACCACCCUUAUCAGUUUAUCGUAUAAGAAGAUGAAUCUAUCUGGAUUGACUGGUAGUCCCACCAAGUAUUGCUUUCGUCUACAUUCACGAGGUCCGGCUUUACCAUGUAAACGGACUUCUGUGUUGAGUAAAAGUAGAGAGUUCUAUAGUGUUUAUAAAAGGCGAGAUAAUUUGGCUGGUUUUAGUUUGACACAGAGAUAUAUCACAAGAAGAAGGAAUUCUUUGGUGAAAUGUGCCAUGGAUGCUUCCUUCGGUGAUGCUAGGGAUGAAUCAUCAGCAGUUUUUCCAAGAAUCAACAUAAAGGAUCCAUACAAAAGACUUGGCAUCAGCAAAGAAGCUUCUGAAGACGAAAUCCAAAGUGCUAGGAACUUUUUAGUUCAAAAAUAUGCCGGUCAUAAGCCAAGUGUUGAUGCAAUUGAAUCUGCGCACGACAAAAUAAUAAUGCAACAGUUCUAUGAGAGGAAAAAUCCCAAAAUCAAUGUCAAGAAGAAGAUGAGGGAAGUAACCCAGUCCCGUUAUGUGCAGGCUGUUACAAGCAGAUUUAGAACUCCGGCUACAAAGUUCAUUAUCAAAACGUCCAUCGCCUUUGUGGUACUUGCAGCUCUAACAGUGCUCUUUCCAACUGAAGAAGGGCCCACCCUUCAGGUUGCAAUAUCACUGUUUACCACAAUUUAUUUCUUACAUGAGCGGCUACAGAGCAAACUCAGAGCAUUUCUUUACGGGGUUGGAACUUUUAUUGUGUCAUGGCUGUUAGGAACGUUCUUGAUGGUGUCUGUUAUUCCACCAAUACUCAAAGGGCCAAGGAGUUUAGAAGUGACAACUUCGUUGGUAACUUAUGUGCUUAUGUGGGUUUCAUCUACUUAUCUCAAAUAGAUACAACUUUUUCACGUGAAGUUCCAAAUUUUGCUCUUAAGAAUGUGCUAGUUUUGUUGCAGAGGUCAGGUUAACGGGUAAUUUCUUACCCUACAAGUUGUUGUAUCUAGGGAUUGUGACAUUACUUUUGUGACUUAUUGUUUGAACUUUCCGAAUUGCUCAUGAUCAUUUUGAUGAAUCAGUUAUUUUGUUA